This is a messenger RNA of Homalodisca vitripennis (glassy-winged sharpshooter), 748 nucleotides long. It is a transcript of the gene Svip, whose product is annotated as small VCP/p97-interacting protein. The record is from RefSeq and is a predicted model, not a curated record. Lineage: Eukaryota; Metazoa; Arthropoda; Insecta; Hemiptera; Cicadellidae. Gene Ontology annotation, biological process: negative regulation of VCP-NPL4-UFD1 AAA ATPase complex assembly; positive regulation of autophagy; negative regulation of retrograde protein transport, ER to cytosol. Gene Ontology annotation, cellular component: endoplasmic reticulum membrane. The coding region runs from base 335 to 577 and encodes 80 amino acids. The transcript is spliced from 3 exons.
UGUAAGUCCCAGUCACACAUCUGACAUGAAUCAGGUGUUUGAUAAGAAUCCAAUCACGUCGAUGAGAAAAAUAAAUAUUAGUAAGCAAGGAAGUUGUGUGUCGUUUGAUAUGUUAUUGUUAAUAUGUCAACUUAUAUCAUUCUGUUGAUUUAAUUCUACUCUAAGUGACAAGACAAUACUACUGUUACGUACGUGACAAUAACAAAGCAAACUUUUAUAAAUAACAUUGUUAUCUGAAGAGAACAGUGCGUAAUAAAAGCAAUGUUCAUAACUUAACUUAUCACUAGUUUUCAUAUUUGAUUGCCUAACGCACCAGUGAAAUAUAAGUAUUCCAAUGGGAUUGUGUUCAUCAUGUUUCAAAGGCUCAAGCGCCGAUUUCACAACGCCAGAUAUGGAAACUCGGAGGAGACAGCAGGUUGAAGCAGCAGAAAGACGACAGAGGGAGCAAGAGAAUCGUGGAAUCAAAAAUCCAGAGAGAGUAAAGAAAAUGCAAUUACGAUCUGAGGAGUUGGACAAACUGGAAAUGCAAGCAAACCGCACGAACCAGGAGGGUGGAUUGAAGUGGCAAGUAAGCUAAGCCUGCCAGCACCAAGUUUGCCUCCACGUUUUUCAAUAUUCUAUUCAUGUACUCGCUGUGUGUCAAUUUCAAACGCCGCUCCAGAUAAUGUAAAUUGUGGGAUUUGUACACAUAAUAUAUAAAACAUCACAUUAUAGAAACACAAUGUAUAAAUUUUUCACUGUUUUAUGA